This is a messenger RNA of Rubroshorea leprosula, 1686 nucleotides long. The record is from the annotation of a GenBank genome assembly. NCBI's taxonomy places the organism in Eukaryota, Viridiplantae, Streptophyta, Magnoliopsida, Malvales, Dipterocarpaceae.
AAUAUUUCUGGGGAGCCAGAAUUUAGUUUCCAAGGUAGUGGUUCCUUUGCUGCACCCAUGCUAAUAUCGGUCUUUGUGACGUUGAGACUAGAAGACAUCCCUGUGGUGUGUGAGUUUCCGGAUGUAUUUCCAAAGGAUCUCCCAGGUUUACCUCCAAAUAGGGAGAUUGAAUUUGCUAUUGAUCUUGUUCCUGACACCAGACCUAUUUCCAAAGCCCCGUACCGUAUGGCUCCUGCGGAGUUGAAGGAGUUAAAGGAUGGGAGCAUGAGACUAUGCAUAGAUUACCGAGAACUAAAUAAGGUGACUGUGAAGAACCAAUAUCCAUUUCCUAGAAUUGAUGACUUGUUUGAUCAGCUUAAGGGUGCCCAAGUGUUUUCUAAGAUUGAUCUCCGAUCUGGCUACCAGUUGAAGAUUAAACCUGAUGAUGUGCCAAAAAUUGCCUUCCAUACCCGCUAUGGUCACUAUGAAUUCUUGGUUAUGCCUUUUGGCUUAACAAAUGCCCUUGCAAGAUUUAUGGAAUUGAUGAAUCAGGUAUUUAGCAAGUACCUAGAUCAGCAUGUGGUUGUCUUUAUUGAUGACAUUUUGAUUUACUCUUCUAGCCAUGCUCUUCAUGAAAAGCAUUUAAGGACGGUUCUCGAGACAUUGAGAAGUCACAUUGUGACUAAGGAUGGAAUCUCUGUUGACCCCCAGAAGAUUAAGGCUAUGAUGGAUUGGAAAAGGCCGAAUAGUGUUGUAGAAGUUUGUAGUUUUCUAGGAUUGGCUAGUUAUUACUGUCGAUUUGUGGGGGAUUUCUCUAGAAUUACUCUACCAAUGACCCGUUUGAUUAGGAAAGACACCAAAUUUGAGUGGACUCUAGAGUGUGAAAAGGGCUUUUUGACCCUUAAAGAGAAAUUGGUCACUGCUCCUGUACUCGCACUUCCCAUCAAUGGGGAAGGAUUCACUAUAUAUAGUGAUGCCUCUAAAAAGGGUUUGGGAUGUGGCUUGAUGCAUAAAGAUAAGGGAAAUGGUUCCAUCUGGGUCAUCGUUGAUCGAUUGACCAAGUUAGCACAUUUCUUACCUUACCAGAUUGGCGCAUCCGUUGAGAAGCUUGCCAAUAUUUACCAGUCCAGCAUCCGCAUGGCACCGUUUGAGGCUUUGUAUGGUCGAAGGUGUAGAUCACCUAUUUGUUGGGCAAAGGUAGGCGAGAAAAGCAUUCUGGGCCCAGAAUUGGUGCAACAGUCUUCUAAGAUUGUGCAAUUGAUCAAGGAAUGCCUUCAUGCUGCACAGAGUGUCCUCAAGUUUGGCAUUCGGGGAAAAUUGAGUCCGAGGUAUAUUGGACCAUAUCCUAUCCUGGAAAGGGUUGGCGAGGUAGCUUACCGAUUAGAGUUGCCUGGAAAUUUAGCGGGUGUUCAUGAUGUGUUCCAUGUGUCUUUACUUCAGAAGUAUAUUCCUGAUUUGAGCCACAUCAUUGAUCCCAAACCCAUUCAACUUUGAGAAGAUCUCCCUUAUGAUGAGCACCCGAUCCGUAUUUUAGAUUUCAAGAAGAGGGUAAUGCGAAGAAGGACUAUUCAUUUUGUUAAUGUCUUUUGGGAUAACCAUUCGGUUGAAUAAGCUACUUGGGAGUUGGAAUCUAAGAUGAGGUAGGAACAUCCACACCUCUUCCAAGAUUGAGGUAGAAGUUUAGGGGACUAAACUCCUUUUUAGGAU